Messenger RNA from Peniophora sp. CBMAI 1063, 1602 nucleotides. The record is from the annotation of a GenBank genome assembly. NCBI's taxonomy places the organism in Eukaryota, Fungi, Basidiomycota, Agaricomycetes, Russulales, Peniophoraceae.
AUGCCUUCACCGCUCUUCCCUCUCGGGCUGGGCGACAUCUCCGCGACAUCUGCAUCCCUCGACUUCCUUCGCGAACACUCGGUCCUAGCUUUUGGUCUUGCAGUCGGCAUCAUCAUCGGCGCUAUCACCCGCUACAUCCAGAGUCCUUGGCGGAAAGUCCCUCCCGGACCCCCAGGCUUACCCCUUCUCGGAAAUGCACUGCAGAUCAAGGGCGACCAAUGGCUUCAGUUCAGCGCAUGGAGGCAGGAAUAUGGUGACAUCAUAUACCUGACGAUGUUGGGGAAGCCGAUGAUAGUCCUCAACAGUGCAUCUAUUGCGGUAGAAUUGCUCGAACGACGCGCAAACAUAUACUCGGAUCGGCCGUGUAUGAUCGUGGCGAACGACAUCAUGUCGAAAGGGCUCAACCUUCCCAGCUCUCGCUAUGGCGAAACAUGGAGGCGUAUGCGCAAGGCGUCUCAUGAGGCCCUGAACAAGGUCGUUGCGCACGGGUUGAAUGAGUAUCAACUCGAGGAAGCCGUUGUUCUUGCUCGGAACACUAUGCAGAAUGCGGCCGGCUGGGACAGGUUCAUUCGCAAUGCUGCUGCGGACCUGAUGCUUCGGAGUAUCUACGAUGAGUCGCCGGCAUCGGAGGAGCAUGACACCCAUGUGCGGCUGAUCAACGAGUUCGGGGCCACUGUAACUUCCUCUGCUGCACCCGGGGCGUACUUGGUCGAGAUUAUGCCCUGGAUGCGCCACAUACCGAGUGUCUUGGCUCCCUGGAAGCGCAAAGCGCAGAACUUUUAUCACCGCUACGACACCCUGUUUCGAAGUCUUCUAGGCCGUGUUCAGGAGGAUAUAGAUAACGGGGUCGAGCGAGCUUCGUUUGCUGCAACAUUGAUUCGCGGAAGCGAUCGCUAUCAUCUGAGUAGUCAUGAGAACGUCUGGGCAGCAGCGGGCAUCUACGCUGCAGGAGCUGAUACGUCGCGCACGGUGCUAAGCUGGUGGAGUCUGGCCAUGCUACUCUACCCCGAUGUUCAGAAGCGCGCCCAAGACGAGAUCGACGCCGUUGUCGGUCGUUCACGGGUGCCUACCUUCGCUGACAUGCCUCGCCUUCCCUACAUCAACGCCGUAGUCAAGGAGGUGAUUCGUUGGCGGCCUGUAUCUCCCAUGGCUGUACCUCAUACGAGUACGCAAGAUGACUACUACGAAGGCUACUUCAUCCCGAAGGGGACGACUAUUAUCCCGAAUCUGUGGGAGAUGAACCGCGAUCCCGCAAUCUACGGUGAUGAUGCUCACCUCUUCAAUCCUGACCGCUUCCUGGGCGAGAACGGCGAGCUGCUAUCUACGCUUCCUGGUUCGAAGGACGACGGCCACUACUCUUUCGGAUUUGGGCGGCGGAUCUGCGUCGGGAAGCACGUCGCGAACAACAGUCUCUUCAUUGACGUGGCUGUCUUGCUCUGGGCCUUCUCCUUCGUGAACAUUAAGGGUCAAGUUCUAGACGCAGAUGGCUGUAACAACGAGGGUCUCGUUAUGGCGCCCAAACACUUCAAGGUCGAUGUAAAGCCUCGCUUCCCGGAAGCGCUAGCCGUACUGUCUCAGGAGUGCGAACUUCGCGGGCGUUGA